AUGUUUUUCCUCAAAGAAGAGACAAAGAUCAUAUCGCUUCACCCGUCUUACUUCGGGCCCAAUGUGCGCGAAUACCUGAUAAACAGACUGAACGAGGAGGAAGAGGGCCGGUGUACAGGGGAUCACUUUGUGAUCUGCGUGAUGGAUAUGGUAGAUAUUGGAGAGGGACGCGUCGUACCUGGGAGUGGAUCCGCAGAGUACACAAUAAAGUAUCGAGCGAUCGUCUGGAAGCCAUUUCGGGGAGAGACUGUGGAUGCCAUCGUCACCUCCGUCAAGCCUACCGGGAUAUUCACCUUGGCCGGUCCAUUGGUGGUCUUCGUUGCGCGGAAAAACAUUCCAUCAGAUAUCAAGUGGGAGCCGAAUACGGUGCCUCCUCAGUACACAGACCACGCGGACCAGGUCAUUGAGAAGGGAACCAGUCUGCGUCUGAAGAUCCUUGGUGUCAAGCCCGACGUUGCUGCCAUCAACGCCAUUGGCACCAUUAAGGAAGACUAUUUAGGACCGCUAUAA
Molecule: messenger RNA, 510 nt
Organism: Monascus purpureus
Lineage: Eukaryota; Fungi; Ascomycota; Eurotiomycetes; Eurotiales; Aspergillaceae
Source: the annotation of a GenBank genome assembly